GUGGGGAAGCCAGUUAGGCCACGGUGGUCGAUCCAAGCAGUCAGAAGUUACAAUUGAGCUACUCAGAAAAAAAGAGAGCCAUGAGAGGAUAUAACCUAUUUGUCGUUCUGAUAACCGCACUGGUUGUCAGCCAGCUGGACAGCACUUUAGCCAUACAGUGCUAUUCAUGCAGCGCAACGGAAAGUGGCAGCGACUGUUUAAUGAAGCCAAAUGAACAAAUUGCUGUAGACUGCACCACCGAUUGCUAUACUUCAGUGGAUGGUAAGGGCGGAAUAACGCGUGGCUGUUUGGCAACUGGAACCCCAUGCUCCUCUCCCAAUUGCUCAUCCUGCAAUAGCGACAAAUGCAAUGUUAACUUGGUGUGCCAACAGUGUCUGGGUCUCGCAGAAUGUGGACAAACCAACGUCACGGCUGUGAGCUACAAUGCAGUGUGUUCGACGAGCCAGAUUUGUGUGAACCAGGCGAAUGACAAUGGGACCGUGAGCCGUCAGUGCGGAGCCGCUUGUGCCGCUGGAGUGGCGGACACCACGUGCGCCUCCUGCCCGACGUCGCUGUGCAACACGGGACUCUUCCCCGCCAAUCGGCAGCAGUGCUACAGCUGCACGGGAGCCGAGUGCAACACGGUGGCCCAGUCGAUGAUCGUGGGAUGCAGCGCAACGGAUGCCAAGUGCUUCGUCACCGGAUCGGCUGCGAACAACAUGACCCGUGGAUGCACCUCGGCUACCGAUGGAAUCACCUGUGCGGCCGAUAGCACCGAUCCCAGUUGCUCCAUCUGCGACUCCAGCCUGUGCAAUGCUUUGGCUUACGAAAGGGAUGCCGGGUCCUGUAUCGUCUGCGACGAGUGUCCGGCGCAACAAGAUGCUGCUACUGCGGCCAAAACCUGUGGCCAGGCUCUCUACAAUCAAACGAUUGGCUGCUACUCGUCCAUCUCGGGAACAACGGUCAAGCGAGGCUGCCUGAAGGACUACGUGGGCGAUUGCACGGCAGCCAAUUCGUGCACAUCCUGCUCGGAAACCAACUGCAAUGUGGCUGCCGAGGACUUUAAGUGCAUUGCGUGCAUCUCAAACGAGGUCGCCGACUGCUGGGAAGCCAAAACCCCGAACGAUUUGCCCUUGGUUAGCUGCCCUGCCGGAAUCUGCUUCAGUGGAGUGUGGAAUGGCCUUGGGGUGCGAGACUGUUUUACCGCUGCCAGUACCUUGAUGCAGUACCAGUGCGAUAUCAAACUGGAGCCACAUCAGUGCGAAGAAUGCAAGGAGAGCAGGUGCAACAGCAAGGCGUUCAAUGGGGCCGCCUCCCUCAGUCGAAUGGGCGUGGUCGGUCUGCUAAUGGCCCUAGUGAUCGCCCUUCGCACUGCCCUGUAAUCGCGGAUCCUUCAAGAUAGUAGCCUAAUCUAUCCCAGUUAUCAGGUGGCUAGGUUCCCUAUAUAGCUUAGCAAAGCCGGGAAACAGACAAGGAAAAACGUAAAAUAGUUACAAAAACUGAACAUAAUUAGUUAUACUUUUAUUAACGAAAAUGAAAAAAUCUGUAAAUAUA
Drosophila ficusphila is the source of this 1533-nucleotide messenger RNA. Its product is annotated as protein psiQ. The coding region runs from base 81 to 1361 and encodes 426 amino acids. The transcript has 4 exons. The record is from RefSeq and is a predicted model, not a curated record. Lineage: Eukaryota; Metazoa; Arthropoda; Insecta; Diptera; Drosophilidae.